UUGGAAACUAUUUCAGGUCCUGAAACAGCUGAUGUGGGGUGGAUUAUUUUGGAAAAAAGGAAUAAAAGAGAGGUGAUUAAGACUGAAGAUGCUAAAGGUUUUAGGCUUUAUCCUGUGUGGUCUCCUGAUGUCUUUGCGAAGUUCAAAUGCAGAAAGCACUAUCAUCUCUCAAGAAGCAUAUGAGAAGGCUUGUGAAGAUUCAACGAAGGGCCUUUUUGAGUCUGAAAUGAGCAAAUUCACAUUCCCAGAAUUAAAAGUGGAUUCAAUAGCUAUCAAAGGGUUGUACGUCAUGAAUGUUACAAUUCUUCCAAUAAAGGCCAAGUGCGUCCCUGGAGUUGGGGUCAAGGUGUAUUUUUCUGCUCUUCUGAGUAUCUUUGGUACUUGUGGAAAUGUCCUUGUGCCUGGUGUGGUCACUGGCACUGUAAGGUUAAACUGCAGUGCACUGAUUCUGCUGGCAAACUACUCACCAGACAACAGUUCUGUCGGUGUCAGGGACUACACAUGUGAUGCAAGUCUGAUAGAUGUCAAAAUAAGCUUGAGCAAUGUUGACGUAAGCGUGAAAGCCGCAUUAAGAAACAACGUCCUGUUUGAGUUAAAAAACAAGACACCUAAAAUACUUUCGAGUUGCUUUUCCAUUGGGCACAGGAAGUUACUGCAUCGUAUAAAUUCUGUAAUUGCAUUUGAGACAGGAAAAAUCAUAUAUGUGCCCAGGCCCCCCAAAGUACAUAACUACUCCAUUGAAAUACCUCUGCAGACUCAAUAUGAGACCAGUGAUGGGAAGAGAAUUCCCAUUCCAUCUCUGCCAGCCAGCCCUGAGGUAAUGCUGGCAGCAAAUGGCACAACUGAAACCAUUGUGGAGAAUACAUUUACCACUAUUCUCUCCCGGAUAGUCUUUGAGAAACCCAAGACCAUCCCUUGCACCCCUGAAACAUUCCCCGAGACUCGUGCUCUUGAGGUGGCCCUCAACAAUACAAUUGUGUCUAAGUGCCCAGUGUGCUCAUCAUCUCCUUUCUCGCUUGUCGUCAUUGUUGAAGUGGUCACUCCUUUGAAGGUCCAUCUGGAUGUGAACUUGUGCACCAUGAAUAUUUCUCUUAACCUGGAGAUAAUGAGUAAAAAAGGAAAUGAGAGCUUGUUGGUUCUUGCUGUCCUGGAGGCUAAACUUGGUUUGGCAGCCACUCUUCACGUUACUGAAGGGAAAGUGCAAUUCAGCGCGGCCCUUGACAGCCUGGCUCUCUCGCUGGUUUCCUCAGUCAACGGCACCACUGAUAUUAAACUUCUUCAGGAACCCUUGAGAGCUUUUGUUCAAGAAGUUAUAAUAAAUGAAAUCAAUUCAUAUCUCAAAAUUGGAAAAAUCCCAAUACUUAGGAUCCCAGGACUGACGUACACAGCUGUCGAUUGCCGCCCUGCACAGCGCUGUAUUGUGUGCCAUAACUACCACAAGAAAAAGAAAAACUGACGUACGGGAUGAGUUGCUUGCUGUUGCAUCUCUUACACUGAACAGUAAAGACAGAGACCGUCAUGAGUGAAGAUAUUUUAACUCAUAUAAUUCUUUAUUCUAAAACUUUGAUUACUUUUUUUAUUUUAAUGGAGGAAAAACUCCUACAUCUGCUUUAGGAUUGCAGAUGAAGUACAGAGGAUCCAAACUAUCUCCUUGUUAAAAAUGCAUUCUACUAGAAGUACUAUUUUCCAA
Messenger RNA from Struthio camelus australis, 1690 nucleotides. Lineage: Eukaryota; Metazoa; Chordata; Aves; Struthioniformes; Struthionidae. The record is from RefSeq and is a predicted model, not a curated record.